ACAUUUUUCUUUAGUUGGAGCUCUGCCCCUCCAGACGUCAGUCAACUUCAAGAAUUUUCUUCUGUAUAUAAGCUUACUGGUCUUUAUUCGUCAAUAACUCGAAUACCGUUGUUUUGGCCCCAUAUCUGUGAUCCUGCGGUUAGUUACAAUCGGCGCCUAGAAAUGGUGGGCGUCACUGGAAGGUCGAAGACCUGCAAGACGUGCAAGAGACGGAGGGUUGCCGUGAGUUGAAUUCAGAUGGGUAAAGUAAAGGAGACUCUGAGCUGAUGAGAUUUUCCUUUCAGUGUAGCCUCGAACGCCCCGCAUGCAAGACAUGUAUAAAGUCAAGCAGAGUAUGCGAAGGCUACCAAGACGCACCCAUUUUCAUCAUCGACAAGCGAAGCAAGCCCUACACACCAAAAACUCAAACCGCAUCAUCAACACCAACCUCAUCCAGUGAAGAAUCAGACAAGUCAAUCCUUGACAUACCAGCCAAGAUCAACCCCGACGUCACAACACUGGAACGCACCAUCAGCACAAAAGAAGCCUACAAAUCCCUCUGGCACAUCUCCUCCCCUCAUACCCGCGCCGUCUACCGCUCCCAAAUCCUCAGCGAAUUCCUGACAAACUACCCCCAAAGCCCAUCCGAACCCCGCGCCGGAUCAUGGCUCGCCCUCCUCCCCUCCCACCCAACCUACACCACCGCACUCGAAGCCUCCAUCCUAGCAGUCUGCACCGCGAAACUAGGCCGCACGCACAACGACCAAGCUUUAGUGAAAGAGAGCUUGAAAUUCUAUGUCCAGGGUCUCUGGGAAUUGCAGAGAGCGUUAUGGGAUGAGAAGUUGAUGUAUAGGGAUGAGACGGUGGCGGCUUGUAUGUGUUUGCUUAUAUAUGAGGUGGCUGAGUGUCCGGAUCAGAGUAUCAAGGGGUGGGUGGGGCAUCUGAAGGGGUGUGCGAGAUUAUUCCAGUUGAGGGGGCCGAAGAUGUAUAGAUCUGAGAUGGCGCAUCGGUUGUUCUUGACGUUUCGGCAGAUUGAGGUAAGUAAGCUCUCGAUCUCACUUAACCCUAAUUCAAUCGCCGAAAAACAGAAAUGA
Molecule: messenger RNA, 1073 nt
Organism: Cadophora gregata
Lineage: Eukaryota; Fungi; Ascomycota; Leotiomycetes; Helotiales; Ploettnerulaceae
Exons: 1
Coding region: 267-1073 (268 amino acids)
Source: RefSeq, a predicted model, not a curated record